Messenger RNA from Protomyces lactucae-debilis, 516 nucleotides. RefSeq lists its product as uncharacterized. Lineage: Eukaryota; Fungi; Ascomycota; Taphrinomycetes; Taphrinales; Protomycetaceae. The transcript has a single exon. Bases 1 to 516 code for a protein of 171 amino acids. The record is from RefSeq and is a predicted model, not a curated record.
AUGCCGCUGCAUCUGCUGACUGUGACCCUGGCAACGUCAACAUUGGUAGCUGGAGACUGUAUCGUGUACUGGCAAAAUCGCCCAAGACUAGCUCCUAGUAGCGCAAAGGCAAAGCUGAUUGAUGCUACAAGCCAAACAUUGGCUGACAUCUACUCGCAGCUUGUGCCGUCCAAUCGCAUUGUGCUACAUGGCAUAGACUUGCUUUUACCGCUGAAACUCGCUUCUGCCCAACAGAUUGUCACUGCAGUACGAGCACUCUCUGCAACGAAGCACAUUACUGUCAUCAUCAACGCAGAUGAUGCACUGAGACAGACUGAUCAUGCAUUCCUGCUACAAACACUUUUGCAUGCUGCUCAUCAAAUCACAAACCUCCGUGCUCUUCCUUCUGGACGAGAUCGCGAGUUUGCCGGUAUGGCUCGCACAGCUGCCGGGGCCAUGCACUAUGAAUCAGGCUUGCCCGAUAUCAAACACGGUGAGAGGCUGUUUCGGUAUGGCGAAGACUUGACGUCGAAUUGA